Ceutorhynchus assimilis (cabbage seed weevil) is the source of this 654-nucleotide messenger RNA. The record is from the annotation of a GenBank genome assembly. Lineage: Eukaryota; Metazoa; Arthropoda; Insecta; Coleoptera; Curculionidae.
AUGUUUGAAAUGGUUCUAGUUAUCGUCCCAUUCAAGUUUCAGAGCGUUACAGAUUCUCGAAAUGUGUUUUUCCAAUUUUUUUCUAUUAUUUUCGUACUAAGGGUAGUUUUUAACACACUCCGACGGCAGGUAAGGGGUUGUCCUUUGGAGGGAAUGUUUGAAAUGGUUCUAGUUAUCGUCCCAUUCAAGUUUCAGAGCGUUACAGAUUCUCGAAAUGUGUUUUUCCAAUUUUUUUCUAUUAUUUUCGUACUAAGGGUAGUUUUUAAGACACUCCGACGGCAGGUAAGGGGUUGUCCUUUGGUGGGAAUGUUUGAAACGGUUCUAGUUAUCGUCCCAAUCAAGCUUCAGAGCGUUACAGUUUCUCGAAAUGCGUUUUUCCAAUUUUUUUCUAUCAUUUUCUUACUAAGGGUAGUUUUUAACACACUCUGACGGCAGGUAAGGGGUUGUCCUUUGGAGGGAAUGUUUGAAAUGGUUCUAGUUAUCGUCCCAUUCAAGUUUCAGAGCGUUACAGAUUCUCGAAAUGUGUUUUUCCAAUUUUUUUCUAUUAUUUUCGUACUAAGGGUAGUUUUUAACACACUCCGACGGCAGGUAAGGGGUUGUCCUUUGGAGGGAAUGUUUGAAAUGGUUCUAGUUAUCGUCCCAUUCAAGUUUCAG